AUGUCUCAAGCAACAAAAGCGCGUGUGUCAAUUGAAUACUGCCCUAAGUGCCGCUGGAUGCUCAGGGCUGCAUGGCUGGGUCAGGAACUUUUGACUACAUUUGAAGAAGAAAUCGGUGAACUUGCAUUGAUCCCAGGAGGAAAUGCUAUUUUCCAGGUCAAGGUCAACAACUCAGGCAACAAAACAGCGCUGUUAAGCAUUGUGUUGGUAGUGGUUGUGUGGGAUCGUAAGCAGGAUGGAGGUUUCCCUGAAGUCAAGGAGCUGAAACAACGCAUUCGCGAUCUUAUUGCUCCCCACAAGUCGCUUGGACACUCGGAUCGCAAGCCAGUUAAGAAGGAAGAGGAAGAUUGUAAGACAUGUCCUGCCGUUUAA
Messenger RNA from Phycomyces blakesleeanus NRRL 1555(-), 372 nucleotides. RefSeq lists its product as hypothetical. The coding region runs from base 1 to 372 and encodes 123 amino acids. Lineage: Eukaryota; Fungi; Mucoromycota; Mucoromycetes; Mucorales; Phycomycetaceae. The record is from RefSeq and is a predicted model, not a curated record. The transcript is spliced from 5 exons.